AUGUCACCUAUUCCUGAACGGAGCCAGGUCAUGGAUGAGAGGAGGAAAAAAUAUCCCUUCAAAGGGCCUCAGAUAAGUCUUGGACUGUGCUCGUCCAUCAUUGGCCUGGAGAUCAUUUUUCUGUGGGUGGGCAUCCUUCUCCCAGGCACAUGUUGUGCCCAGGAACAUUAUUCUUACUAUGAAAUAGUCAUCCCCAAGAAAUUAGUAACUUUCAAAAGCAAGGAACAAUCAACAGAAAAACUGUCCUACAUGCUAUUAAUGAGAGGUAAAAGGCACGUAAUUCAGCUGAGGUUGAAAAGAGGCUUGUUCCUCAAGGACUUUCCUGUCUACACCUACACCCAGGAGGCCUUAGACCUGAAUGUGCCUUUUAUCCAAGAUGACUGCUUUUAUGAUGGAUACGUGGAAGGCGAGCUGCGAUCCCUGGUGUCUGUCAGCACCUGCUCGGGCCUCAGAGGCAUGAUAGCUGUAGAGAAACUAGUCUACGGCAUUGAGCCCAUUGGCACCUCGAAGGAGUUUGAGCAUGUCGUAUACUACAUGGAUGGGCAUGUCAGAGGCUCCUGUAAAGUCAGUGGAGAAAAUACCCCCAAAUCCCCCGACACUUUGUAUCCAAUAGCGAAUGAGGAUUAUAGCCAUGGGGAAGAAGAGCCCGUCAAAUCUGUCAACUACAUCUGGUCCCACACCAAGUACCUGGAGCUGUUUCUGGUGGUCGACAACAGGCGCUUCCUAAUGUGGAACAGCAACGUGACCACGGCGGUCCGCACGGUGAUGGACGCCCUCGCCCACGUUAACACCUACAGCCGGGCACUCCGGGUCAGGGUGGUCCUGGUCGGCCUGGAGAUCUGGACGGAGAGGGACCGGGUGAGGGUGUCUGGGGACCUGGGGGAAGUCCUGCGGGCCUUCAACCGCUGGCGGGAAGGGGAGCUGGCCGGGCGGGCGAGGCACGACGCGGCCCAUCUCAUCGUGGGCUCCGAUCCGGGGGAGCGCGCGGGGGCAGCAUUUCUUGGCGGGGCCUGCGUGCCCGGGCGCGCGGCAGGAGUCGAGGCUUUCUCGCACGAAGAUCCCGCCGCCUUCGCGGCGCUGCUGGCCCACGAGCUGGGCCACAACCUGGGCAUGAGGCACGACCACGCGGCCUGCCUCUGCCCGGACCGGCCCUCCUGCCUCAUGGGGGACCCGGUGAGCCUGCAGGGCAGUUUCAGCAACUGCAGCUUGGGGGAUCUCUACGCCUUUGUGCGCCCCCCGCACGGCUCCUGCCUCUACGACAAGCCCGCGGCCCGGCCGGUGCCCAGGAAGCCCAGGUGCGGGGACGGCGUGGUGGACGCAGGGGAGGAGUGUGACUGCGGCGAUCCCGGCGCCUGCCCGGAGGAGGCCUGCUGCCUGCCCUCGUGCCAGAGGCGGCCGGGCUCCGCCUGCGCCUCCGGGCCCUGCUGCAGCGAGUGCAGGCUGCUGGAGGCCGCCACGCCCUGCCGCCCCAGCGUGGACGAGUGUGACCUCCCCGAGUACUGCGACGGCGCGUCCCCGCGCUGCCCGCCCGACAGCUACAAGCAAGACGGCGCCCCCUGCCGGGCCGAGGGCCGCUGCUACCGCGGCCGCUGCCGGAGCCUGCGCAGCCAGUGCGAGGCGCUGUUCGGGGCGGGCUCCCGAGCGGCCCCGCCCAGCUGCUACCGCCACCUGAACACGCGGGGGGACCGCUUCGGGAACUGCGGCCGCGGCCAGCCCGGCUUACUUCAGGCCUUCGUGGGCUGCGAGCCCCAGCACGUCCUGUGCGGGAAGCUGCUGUGUGAGCACGUGCGCAGGCUGCCCCGGAUGCGGAAGCACCACACCCUGAUCCAGGUCCCCCUGGGGGACGCGUGGUGCUGGGCGGCAGACCUCUUCGAGGAGGCGGCUGAGCCCGAGGGAGGGGCCGUGCAGGCGGGCACCUGGUGCGGCCCCCGCCAGGUCUGUGUGAACCACACGUGCUCCGAUGUGGGGGGGCCGCGGGCCGAGUGCGAGCCCGGGACCACGUGUCACGGCCGAGGGGUCUGCAACAACCUGCAGCAUUGCCACUGUGACGCCGGCUACGCUCCUCCCGCGUGCGAGGCCGAGGGCCCGGGGGGCAGCGUGGACAGCGGGCCCCCUCCGGAGGACCACAUUGUCACUCUGGCGGUCAGAGUCCCGAUGUCUACUAAAAACCUCCCUCCUACUCACGCUGUCCGCUCAGCUGCGCCUGGAGCUGUUACCCCUGGAGCCAAAUCGGACACAUAUGAGGGUUCUGAAUCGCCCCUUCUCAGCCUCAGUCCCACCUUUGAGAGCGCCCUUCCAUAUCCCUUGGCCAAUCACGGAUGAAAAUUGUACUGAAAUUUGUGAAGCUUCUGAAAAAGUGAAUCCACCUCAUCCAUAAGGGGACCCAUGUGCUCAGUCUGCCAUGGGCUGCCCGUAUGGCCUUCUGGGUCACCUGCCUUCCUGGGAGUAAGUGGUCCCCAUGGCCUGGUCAGGGCACGAAGAAUGGGACAUACCAUGGAAAUGGAAGUGGGACGGCUGUCCCAGAAAAACGUCUCUUUUG
Messenger RNA from Antechinus flavipes (yellow-footed antechinus), 2539 nucleotides. RefSeq names its product disintegrin and metalloproteinase domain-containing protein 1a-like. Gene Ontology annotation, molecular function: metalloendopeptidase activity. The transcript has 3 exons. NCBI's taxonomy places the organism in Eukaryota, Metazoa, Chordata, Mammalia, Dasyuromorphia, Dasyuridae. Bases 1 to 2322 code for a protein of 773 amino acids. Gene Ontology annotation, cellular component: sperm head plasma membrane; external side of plasma membrane; plasma membrane. The record is from RefSeq and is a predicted model, not a curated record. Gene Ontology annotation, biological process: proteolysis; male gonad development; binding of sperm to zona pellucida.